This is a messenger RNA of Musca vetustissima, 513 nucleotides long. RefSeq lists its product as uncharacterized. The transcript has 3 exons. The record is from RefSeq and is a predicted model, not a curated record. Bases 1 to 513 code for a protein of 170 amino acids. Lineage: Eukaryota; Metazoa; Arthropoda; Insecta; Diptera; Muscidae.
AUGGUACCAGGAACAAAUGAGAAAACAUGGACAUAUGAAAUUAAAUCAUUGGAUUCCUCAUCGGCUGAUGAUGACAUACUUGGCAUCGAUUUGAGUGUGGAACGUGUCUCACGUGGUGUCUACGGCAUAUCUGGCUCCUUUACAUUGGGUAUAGAUAUUGACGAGAGUGUUCCAUUUGAUAUCGAGGGUACUGCCUAUCGCAGUGAUAACGGCGUCAACGAAUACAGGAUAUUACCCUUCAAAAUGGCCCGUCAACAUUUAAUUUCAGCUCUCAAUGGUUUCUACAAGGAAAUGUUAAUGGAAUCGUUGAAAGAAUGUUCCGAUAUGCCUGUGUUUGAGGAUAAAUUUGAGCCACCUCUCGAAAAGAGGGUAUAUACCUUAACGAAGUGUCAAUUUAGUCAAGAUGGUUUUCCCAAUCACUUGGCCGAAGGUUUUUAUAAAGUAGUCAUUGCAGGUUCGGGUUGUACCGAUUGGCAGUUUACCGUUAUUGCUCAAGUGGAAUCGAAACAUUAA